GUCUACAAGCGUAGUUACGAUGUAUGCAUGCAGCUGUAUGAAAAAGAGCUUCUGACAGAGAAUUCAUAUCUCUAUAUAUAUGGGUUGCAGGGGACUGAAUUGAAUGCUCAGCAGCUUGCCAUUGUUGCAGGCCUUUGUCAAUGGCGAGAUGUUGUUACCCGUACAGAGGAUGAAAGGACUGGUUAUAUAUUGCCUAACAAAACUCUUCUUGAAAUUGGCCUCUGAAGUAAAUUUAGCACUUAAUGAUGAAACUGAAGCUUUAGUCGCUACAAAUGUGAAAAAAUCAAAUGUUACAAUUGAAAGUGUUGGUGGUGGCAAUGCGUUCAAUGCUAGCAUCAUUCCACAUCUACCACCUUCUUUGAAAUUUGGAAGCAGUGUUACAGAACCUGACAGAAAAGGACUAGGAUCUUUUGAGCAUCCUGGAACAAAUGGUGAAGAAAAGGAGUCUGGCAUUCGUAUCUCGGAGCUUCCCAGAGAAAGCAUUACUAACUCAUGUCAAAGUAGAGAGACAAAUACUGGCAUAUCCUCUUCAGUUAAGGUUACUGAAGCAUCUGUUCAGGCUCUAAAGAAACCUACCCGUGGUUUUGGAGCACUGCUGGGUAACCCAAAGAGAAAGUUUGAUACCCAAAAACAGGACAAGGAAGAGAUCAAAUUGGAUCAGAUUAGAUCUUCGGUGAAUCUACCAUUCCACUCAUUUUCUGCCAGGGAUGAACAGCCAAAAGCAGUUAAAGAGGUCAAGGUGGAGCCUGUUACAUCUUCAAACAACCUUCACUCCCUCUCAUCUUUUACCUGUGGUGAACAGCCAAAACCUGUCGCCGAAGAGUCCAGUAAAGUGUUAGAAAUUCAAUCUGAGCAACCUCCUGCUGAGCCAUCAGCUAGAUCUAAUACCGAAGAUGUAUAACUUGGAGAAAACCAAUGUGCCCAGGGAGGACAAUUCUGCAGAGCCUGCUUUGGAAAUGGAUGAACAAGAUGAGCCUAUGUUGCUCUCUGAUUUAUCUACCAGCUUCUAGGAAUGCCCGCAAUCAGUGAACAAAAAUAGAAAACCGGAAAGCUCGAGAAAUCUGAAAACCAUAGUGGCUUUUUGCUGAUAAAGCCAUUUGAUUUUGAAGCUGCGAGGAAACAGAUCAGAUUUGGAGAAGCUCCGAAGGAAGAAUCAGUGGGAUUGACGGAAACCAAAAGAACCCACGAGAUUCUGGGGAUAAGAAGAAAAGAAAAGUUAAGCUGGCAGUCAAGGCCAAAAAGAUGAUGGAACAAAAGAACUUUCACAAGGUAAAUGCCAUUUUGCUUUUCCAGCAACUGGGAAUCGAAGUACAACAUUUCGCUGAGUCUCAGGCAUGAAUUAUGCUGCUGUGUAAAGUGGAAAUGCAAUGAAUUUUGGAUAUCUAAAAUACGUUUCAAAAGUGAAAAAUGAAUAUGAAAGUUGUUAUAAAUGAAAAGUAAAAACUAUAGAAAUCAAUCUUUGUUUCAAUAGUUGAAUAGCAUUUCAUGUAUCAUAUAUGUGAUUAACAUGAAGCGAUGUACGAGAUGUAUUAUAGAUUUUGCAAGUGAAAAGAGGCAUGGCUUGCAAGAUG
Molecule: messenger RNA, 1571 nt
Organism: Pistacia vera
Lineage: Eukaryota; Viridiplantae; Streptophyta; Magnoliopsida; Sapindales; Anacardiaceae
Product: protein RRP6-like 2
Exons: 6
Coding region: 104-901 (265 amino acids)
Source: RefSeq, a predicted model, not a curated record